Molecule: messenger RNA, 951 nt
Organism: Jaculus jaculus (lesser Egyptian jerboa)
Lineage: Eukaryota; Metazoa; Chordata; Mammalia; Rodentia; Dipodidae
Product: olfactory receptor 2AG1-like
Exons: 1
Coding region: 1-951 (316 amino acids)
Biological process (GO): G protein-coupled receptor signaling pathway
Cellular component (GO): membrane
Molecular function (GO): G protein-coupled receptor activity; olfactory receptor activity
Source: RefSeq, a predicted model, not a curated record
AUGGAGCUCCAGAACUCCACCUGGGCCAGUGGCUUCAUCUUGGUGGGGAUUCUGAAUGGCAGUGGCUCUCCUGAGCUGCUCUGUGCCACAGUCACAGCCCUGUACCUGCUGGCCCUGACCAGCAAUGGACUGCUGCUCCUGGUCAUCACCAUGGAUGCCCGGCUCCACGUGCCCAUGUACAUUCUUCUCGGGCAGCUCUCUCUCAUGGACCUCCUCCUCACAUCGGUCAUCACCCCCAAGGCAAUCAUGGAUUUUCUGCUCAGAGACGACACCAUCUCCUUUGGGGGCUGUGCCCUUCAGAUGUUCUUGGAACUGACACUGGGUGGUGCAGAGGACCUUCUUCUUGCCUUCAUGGCCUAUGACAGGUAUGUGGCCAUUUGUCAUCCUCUGAACUACAUGAUCUUCAUGAGUCCGAGGGUCUGCUGGCUCAUGGUGGGCAUCACGUGGAUCGUGGGAGCCCUGAGUGCCCUUGUGUAUACCAUAUACACCAUGCACUAUCCCUUCUGCGGCUCCAGGAAGGUCAAGCACCUGUUCUGUGAGAUCCCGCCCCUGUUGAAGCUGGCCUGCGCAGACACCUCCACAUAUGAACUCAUGGUUUAUUUGAUGGGUGUUGGAUUUCUAAUUCCUCCUCUUGCUGCCAUCUUGGCCUCUUAUACGCUAAUUCUCUUCACUGUGCUCCACAUGCCCUCAAAUGAGGGCAAGAAAAAAGCCCUUGUCACUUGUUCUUCCCACCUGACUGUGGUUGGGUUGUACUAUGGGACUGUAACAUUCAUGUAUGUCCUGCCCAGUUCCUUCCACAAUCCCAAGGAAGACAAUAUCAUGUCUGUUUUCUACACAAUUGUCACUCCAGCUUUGAACCCCCUCAUCUACAGCCUGAGGAAUAAGGAAGUUCUUGGUGCUUUUAAGAAGGUCAUUGGAAAAUGUAUGUUGACAAUACACUCAACCUCCUAG